Molecule: messenger RNA, 1384 nt
Organism: Lolium perenne
Lineage: Eukaryota; Viridiplantae; Streptophyta; Magnoliopsida; Poales; Poaceae
Source: RefSeq, a predicted model, not a curated record
UCUUCGUCUUCUUCCAACCAAAGGAUUCGAUUUCACAGCACAACAAACUAAAUUCACUCGCAAAAAACUAGGGAGUCCCCAAAAAUAAACCCUAGCCGCUUCCCUCCGAUCCAAGCCCAACCACGGCUAUGCGGCUCGCGAUCGCCGGAGGAGAUCAUCUCUAGAGCCCGCCGGCCCCCGUCGCCCCCGCCGUCCGUUCGCGUCCGCAGCCAUGAGGGCCGCCGCGACCGCGCAGAUCGAUCCGUCCCCGACCCCGUCCCCCGCGGCGCUGGCCAAGUCGCGCCUCAAGCGCCUGUUCGAACGCCAGGUGCUGCGGGUCUCGCCGGCGGAGCGGCUCCCGUCCGUCUCCGCCGGCGGGGACAAGGACGACUUGCUGGAGCCCAGCUCCGUGUGCCUCGACGGCAUGGUCCGCAGCUUCCUCGAGGACGGCGGCGCCGUCGUCCCCGGCGAGCGGGCCAACGCCGCGCGCUGCUGCAACUGCUUCAACGGCGGCGACGCCUCCGACGACGACGACGGGCCCGCCGCCGCCGAGGCCUCCGCACUCUCCGACGCCGCCGAGACCAUCAAGGGCCUGGUCCACUGCGCCAGCCUGCGCGAGCGCAACCUGCUGGCCGACGUCUCCACGCUGGUGGAACGCCACCGCGCGGCGGGGGCGCGCAAGCGGGACCUGCUCCGCCUGCUCGCGGCCUCCCUCGUCGCCACGGGCCACGACGCCGCGCUGUGCCUCUCCCGCUGGGACAAGUCCUCCUCCCACCCCGCCGGCGAGCACGCGUACGUGGACGUGCUCCUGCCCGCGGGGUCCGAGCGCGGCGACCGGGAGCGCGUGAUCGUGGACGUCGACUUCCGCUCCCAGUUCGAGGUCGCGCGCCCCACCAAGGCCUACCGCGCGGUGCUGCAGCGCCUGCCGUCGGUGUUCGUCGGGCGGGAGGACCGACUGCGCCUCCUGGUGGCCGCCGCCGCGGACUCGGCACGCGCCAGCCUGAAGAAGCGCGGCCUCCACCUGCCGCCGUGGCGCAAGCCCGAGUACAUGCGCGCCAAGUGGCUCUCCCCCUACGAGCGCGAGGUUCCCCCGCCGCCGCCCCCUGCUCCGGAUGCCCCCGCCGCUGCCUGUGAGCUCGCCGACGCCGGCGAGGGAGGCGGAGAUGGACACACUGUUUAAUUGAGGACCUGUCUUUGGUCGAUUUUUUUUUUCUUGCCUCGAUCGGGAACUCGCAGCUCGGUUCUCUGGGACUGGAACUGGAUGCAAUUAUUUUUGAUUUCUUUUCCCCUUUUCUCUUUGAUUUUGACCCUUGUGAUGGGUUAACGGAGUAGUAAUUUCUUGUACGUAGUAAGUACCGGGAGGAAUGAAUGAGCAAAAAAUAAAUAAAUAAAAAUUGUAGCGUUA